Molecule: messenger RNA, 327 nt
Organism: Peronospora matthiolae
Lineage: Eukaryota; Oomycota; Peronosporomycetes; Peronosporales; Peronosporaceae
Source: the annotation of a GenBank genome assembly
AUGCGGUGCGCUGCUGAAGCAGCCAGGAAGGUGGUUGCACGCAUGCGUGCAGACGAAGAGAACACUUUUCAAGCCUCAGCAGCAGUUGAUCCUUCACCUGAUGUUGCGAUUCAGCAACAGGCAGUUCCUGUUGCGACUAGUCUACGUGGUAAGUCACUACCUGCGACAGAUACAUCCGAUGCAUCUGCAGCGGAUGUCGCUACUCGCAAUGUGGAUGAUUCUAAAAUAGAGCUUGUCUAUUCUGGCAAUUCGGAUGCCUUAUCCGACUCGAAGGCGGCGCCUCCGGCCUCUGAAACACCCGGGGUGGACGUUAAAGAGACAGGUUGA